Messenger RNA from Mustela lutreola (European mink), 3676 nucleotides. RefSeq names its product growth factor independent 1 transcriptional repressor (gene GFI1). The transcript has 7 exons. Gene Ontology annotation, biological process: regulation of transcription by RNA polymerase II. Gene Ontology annotation, molecular function: RNA polymerase II cis-regulatory region sequence-specific DNA binding; DNA-binding transcription factor activity, RNA polymerase II-specific. The record is from RefSeq and is a predicted model, not a curated record. NCBI's taxonomy places the organism in Eukaryota, Metazoa, Chordata, Mammalia, Carnivora, Mustelidae. Bases 1189 to 2457 code for a protein of 422 amino acids.
CCCGCCGCCAGCUGCUGCGCGAAGUAGCCUUCCCACGCGCUCAGCCCUCGUCCCUACCACCCCCACCCAAUCCAUUCCGCUCUCCCAGGAUCGGGUCGGGCCAGCCUGCAGGAGAGAGGGGCGCCGGGCUCGGCCUGGGUGGAGAGGACGCCUCUGUGCCCGCCUGAUCCUGCGCGGUCCCAGGCAGCACAGGCUCAGCGCCCGAGGGGACAGUUCCUCCUCUGUCCCCCUCUCCCCCCGCUCUGCCUGACUUCGCGCCGACGCAGACCCACACCUCAGCAGGGCCCUCGAGACGGUUUCACCCCAUUUUCCUUUACCUCUGAGUUUCACGUCUGUCUAAGGAAUUCGUUUUUGCAUUUGUGGUGUCUAAUUAUACGGCCGAAGUGGCAGCUCACGCAGAGGCCCAGGGGAAACUGUGGUGGCAGAACGGCGUCCUGGGGCAGCCCCAGCACGUCCAAGCCUCGACCUUAGGGACGGUCUCAAACGGGGACAGGUGGCACCCCACCACAGUGGGACGUGGAAUGCCCUCUAAGGAACCAGUCCCUGAGAACUCGUUUUGAACUCGGAGCGCCAACGGGCAGACUUAGGUCCUGCAUCCUGCCCUGAGAGCCGCGUUGCUCCUUAUCUGGCAGCCUAAGCCUCGCGAAGGCCAAGGACGAGGGGUCUUGCUGCGACCCCAGCACCCUUGUUUCUGAACUAGACAAGACCAUGGACAGCCGCUGUGCCCGAGGAGCCUGCUCUCCCAUGUGAACCCGGCCUCCAUCGAGAGGAAGGCAAAUUCGUUUUCCCCAGACCUAGGAGCCGGUGUGGUUCCGCCCCCAGCAGCCCCGCGCUGAGCUGGAGGCGCUGCCCCGCCUAACCGCCGGGCUCAAGUUUCGACCCCGGGAUUAGGUGAACUGAUUGGGGGUUAAUGAGAGCUGCGCCGCUGCUAGCUCCCUCUCAGGCCCCCGCCUGGACCCCCGCGCCCUGGCCGCCGCGGAGCACCUUGCGCUCUCCCGCUCCGCUAAACUGUGGGUUCUCCUCGGACUCCAGACCGCGCGCCGUUCAGAGCCGGCGUGCGCGAAUCGGGCUCGACUUCCCCCAAAGAAGGUUUUCGGUCUGCGGAGAGCUGGGGCUGCGCAAGCCCUCAGGGUAACAGUGGGCUGACUGCCACUUCAGGGAGCGGAGUGGAGAGCGCGCCCGACCACCAUGCCGCGUUCGUUCCUCGUCAAGAGCAAGAAGGCUCACAGUUACCACCAGCCGCGCUCCCCGGGACCCGACUAUUCCCUCCGCCUGGAGAAUGUCCUGGCGCCAGGCGGAGCAGGCAGCGCCUCGAGCGCAGGCGGGGCGAAGACGGAGCCCCGGGGUCGUCUGUCCCCCGAGUCACAGUUCACUGAGGCCCCAGAGAGAUCCUCCGUAUCCCCCGGCAGCUGUGAGGGCAGCGUCUGCGACCGAAGCUCAGAGUUUGAGGAUUUCUGGAGGCCUCCAUCGCCUUCUGUGUCUCCAGCCUCGGAGAAGUCGGCGUGCCCGUCGCUGGACGAAGCCCAGCCCUUCCCCCUGCCCUUCAAGCCGUACUCCUGGAGCGGUCUGGCGGGUUCUGACCUGCGGCACUUGGUGCACAGCUACCGGCCGUGCGCCGCCCUAGAGCGCGGGGCCGGCCUGGGCCUUUUCUGCGAGCGCGCCCCGGAGCCAGGCCACCCGGCGGCGCUCUACGGCCCAGAGCGGGCUGCGGGCGGCGCGGGGGCCGGGGCGCCUGGGGCAGGCAGCGCAGGAAGCGGCGCUGCGGGCGGCGCGGGCCUGGGGCUGUACGGCGACUUCGGGCCCGCGGCGGCAGGGCUGUACGAGCGGCCGACGGCGGCGGCAGGAGGGCUGUACUCGGAGCGCGGCCACGGGCUGCACGCGGACAAGGGUGCUGGCGUCAAGGUGGAGUCAGAACUGCUGUGCACCCGCCUGCUGCUGGGCGGCGGCUCCUACAAGUGCAUCAAGUGCAGCAAGGUGUUCUCCACGCCGCACGGGCUCGAGGUGCACGUGCGCAGGUCCCACAGCGGCACGAGACCCUUUGCAUGCGAGAUGUGCGGCAAGACCUUCGGGCACGCGGUGAGCCUGGAGCAGCAUAAAGCCGUGCACUCGCAGGAACGCAGCUUUGACUGUAAGAUCUGUGGCAAGAGCUUCAAGAGGUCAUCUACGUUGUCCACACACUUGCUCAUCCACUCAGACACCCGACCCUACCCUUGUCAGUACUGUGGCAAGAGGUUCCACCAGAAGUCAGACAUGAAAAAACACACCUUCAUUCACACUGGUGAAAAGCCCCACAAAUGCCAGGUGUGUGGGAAGGCGUUCAGCCAGAGCUCCAACCUCAUCACCCACAGCCGUAAGCACACAGGUUUCAAGCCUUUUGGCUGUGACCUGUGUGGGAAGGGCUUCCAGAGGAAGGUGGACCUCAGGCGGCACCGGGAAACCCAGCAUGGGCUCAAAUGAGGGCCCUGGCUGGUUGCAAGCAGCAGUUACACAACACUACGGAGGGCAGCCUCCCCACUUGCCACCGUCCACGUCUGACUUCCCAGGCCCUCCAGUCCAGUCCAGAGCUCCCAGCAGGGUGAGCCCCUUCACCUCACUUCCGGGAACUGCAAGAAGGGAUAAGUUACCUUUUCAAAGUUCAGCCCAGAGGGGGAACCAAAUGACUGACUGGGCUUUGGACAUGUUGAAUAGGCUCCUGGACACCUCAGGCCUCGAGGUUAAGAGGGGAUCAGCUAAAAUUUCGGGCCCUGAAGUUCUUCCCAUUCCCAGCCCUGCUCCACAGACAGGAAAGUUCUUUGAGUUUUUUCCCUCCUCUUGCCCCACCCCAGAUACUUGUGUGGAGGAGAAGUCAUCAUUUACAAGGUGGACACGUGCUAAUGCUUUUACCUAGAAUGAAAAAUGAGUGUUAUUUUUUUCUUUCUUUCUGGGGAGUCUGUUAACCCCUUUCUACUGGGUGCUGCCUGUCAAUCUUGGAGGCAUCAAUUCUCCUACUCGAAGACUUGUUCCGGAAAUGAUGUGGGGAAGGAGCUUCAUACUUUUGAAAUUACAAAGUACCCUGGGCAGCCUGCAGCAGGCAGGAGCAGAAGAAACGUGGACUUGGUGAGGUGAGGAGAGGAGAGGAGAGUCCUCUCUGCAGGAGGCUUGUGAAGGCUCCAUCAUUGCAGGCGGAAGGACAGAACACGACCUCUGGACAAGAUCCUAUCUCCUCACCCAGCAGGUGUUUACCGACCACCAGGUACCAGGCCUGUGCUAGGCACUGGGGAGCCAGAGAUUAAAGUUACGGCUGUGCCCCUGCCCUCAGAAGCUAACAGUUGAACCCCCAAGUGACUGAACCUGUUUUUUUCCCUCCUAAGGAAUUCCAAGAAGACCAAACAAAAUCUUAACUCUUCUUUUCUGACAUGUUUGGAUUUUAUCAAACAUAAACAACAACAAAAUAGCUGAAGAGAUACUUCCAAGAUCCGUGUGUAUAUUCAGUUUUUUACUGUUAAGCUGAUAUUUUUAAGAUGUCUAAGCUAGCAGGCAUGUGGAGUGACCCUUCAUGUGUACUAUAGAGAAAAAAAGUGGUAUUUUUACUUUGAUGAGGUCUGUAAAUGUUUUUAGAUCUUCUGGAGUGCAUUAUGUUUGUUAAUACGUAUUUAUUAGAAUGACGUUUUAAGUUAAUAAAGUAUUAAGACUCUGA